Messenger RNA from Tripterygium wilfordii, 702 nucleotides. Its product is annotated as cytochrome b5. The transcript has 4 exons. The record is from RefSeq and is a predicted model, not a curated record. Gene Ontology annotation, molecular function: heme binding. Gene Ontology annotation, cellular component: intracellular membrane-bounded organelle; membrane. Bases 138 to 542 code for a protein of 134 amino acids. NCBI's taxonomy places the organism in Eukaryota, Viridiplantae, Streptophyta, Magnoliopsida, Celastrales, Celastraceae.
ACGCGUGUGCUCACUCUCUCAGGCCGGCUUUAAAUUCUUGACAAUCCACUCCAGGAAUUUACCUGACUACAGAGUGACACAGACAGAGAUCCAUCCGGAUCACGCCGACUGCUUAUUCUCUCUUUUUCGGAUCAGAAAUGGCUUCGGAUCGGAAGAUAUACAAGUUCAAAGAGGUCGAGACGCACAACAAAACCAAGGAUUGCUGGCUUAUUAUUUCUGGCAAGGUUUAUGAUGUAACCCCAUUUAUGGAGGAUCAUCCUGGAGGUGACGAGGUUCUACUGUCAUCGACUGGGAAGGAUGCAACAAAUGAUUUUGAAGAUGUGGGCCACAGUGACAAUGCUAGAGAUAUGAUGGAUCAAUAUUGCAUUGGCGAGAUCGAUGGAAAAACUGUUCCGGAAAAACGCAAUUACAUUCCUGCACAGACACCCGCUUACAAUCAGGAUAAGACGCCCGAAUUUGUUGUCAAGGUCUUACAGUUUCUGGUACCCCUCUUGAUCUUGGGCUUGGCCUUUGCAGUACGUCACUUCACCAAGAAAGAAUAGAUGAAGAUUGGAGUGAAAAUUCUGUCCGUGAGGGGCAAUGUUUAUCGUUUGUGUUUUUCUUCACCCAAAUUAAAGAUACAGUGAUGGUGGUGAACUUUUUUUUUUUGAAGAAAAUAUUGGAUAAUAAGCAGGGACUUGGUGGCUUUUUUUUCCCCUCUCA